AUGUUAUGGAAUGUACUGUUUGUGCUAUUAGUGAGUAUCGUGGUUUUGAUAUUAUUUUCCCCAGUUUUCAAGUCUACAUGGCCGUUUUCGACUCUUUACCGCAGAGUAUUUCAGCCAUUUGUAAGCGAUGACCAAAAAUAUCGUUGGAAGUUCCAUUUGGUUCCCCUUUUUUACACUUCAAUUUACCUGUAUCUAGUAUAUACAUACCAUGCGAAGGUAGAGCCCUUGAUCAAGAAUGACCUGUUCCUUCUGGAACGGAUACUUAUCGGGCCGAUCAUUAUACUACCUCCCGUAGCAUUGGGAAUUCUGGCCAUGGUAACCAAAGCCGAGGAUUCGAAUGUCCAUAGGCCAGGCUCAACAGAAAAAUAUCCGUACGAUUACUUGAUAUAUUAUCCUGACGUUCAAUGUUCCACAUGCCGUAUUACCAAACCUGCUAGGUCCAGACAUUGCAGUAUUUGCAAUCGAUGUAUUCUGGUAGCCGACCAUCAUUGCAUUUGGGUAAAUAACUGUAUCGGAAAAGGAAACUACAUCCAAUUCUACCUUUUCCUGAUUUCUAACAUAGUCUCAAUGAGCUAUGCUUUUCUAAGGCUAUGCUCGAUAUCUUUAAAGAGCUCAACUGCACUCCCUAGAGCGGUCUUGACUCUAAGCAUAUUAUGCGGAUGCUUUACUAUUAUUUGCGCCAUUUUCACAUAUCUUCAAUUGGCCAUUGUGAGGGAAGGUAUGACUACAAAUGAGCAAGAUAAAUGGUAUACUAUUCAAGAGUAUAUGAGAGAGGGAAAACUGGUUAGAUCAUUAAACGAUGAUCCCCAAUCUUGGUUUCUCAAACUCACAGAAAAAGGUGAUGCUGCCGAACCUCUUCAAGACCAACAAGGUACAUUUUACAGUACAAAUGCCUACGACCAUAAGCGCUACAUUUUAAUGCACUACAUUACGAUUAAAGAUGCGUCCGAAAUCACAAAUGUAUAUGACAAAGGUACCUUCCUGGCUAACUUCACAGACUUAAUACAGUAA
Messenger RNA from Saccharomyces kudriavzevii IFO 1802, 1011 nucleotides. RefSeq names its product palmitoyltransferase SWF1 (gene SWF1). The transcript has a single exon. Bases 1 to 1011 code for a protein of 336 amino acids. Lineage: Eukaryota; Fungi; Ascomycota; Saccharomycetes; Saccharomycetales; Saccharomycetaceae. Gene Ontology annotation, cellular component: Golgi apparatus; endoplasmic reticulum. Gene Ontology annotation, biological process: protein targeting to membrane; peptidyl-L-cysteine S-palmitoylation. Gene Ontology annotation, molecular function: protein-cysteine S-palmitoyltransferase activity. The record is from RefSeq and is a predicted model, not a curated record.